Messenger RNA from Xyrauchen texanus (razorback sucker), 5260 nucleotides. RefSeq names its product eukaryotic translation initiation factor 3, subunit H, b (gene eif3hb). The coding region runs from base 45 to 1061 and encodes 338 amino acids. The transcript is spliced from 8 exons. The record is from RefSeq and is a predicted model, not a curated record. Gene Ontology annotation, cellular component: eukaryotic 43S preinitiation complex; cytoplasm; cytosol. Gene Ontology annotation, molecular function: protein binding; metallopeptidase activity; translation initiation factor activity. Lineage: Eukaryota; Metazoa; Chordata; Actinopteri; Cypriniformes; Catostomidae.
AUCGCUUGUUCAUCGGCCGUCUUCUGUCACCAGCGCGCGUGAAGAUGGCAUCUCUCAAUGUCACCGCGUCGGGGAAACCCCUCGAUUCUUCGGUCAAACAAAUCCAGCUAGAAGGACUGGUGGUGCUGAAGAUCAUCAAGCAUUACCAGGAGGAAGGUCAGGGGACUGAGGUAGUGCAGGGGGUGCUUCUGGGACUGGUGGUGGAGGAUAGGCUGGAGAUCACCAACUGCUUCCCUUUCCCUCAGCACACUGAAGAUGAUGCAGACUUUGAUGAAGUUCAAUAUCAGAUGGAGAUGAUGAGGAGUCUGCGCCAUGUAAACAUUGAUCACCUUCAUGUGGGUUGGUACCAGUCAACUUUUUACGGCUCUUUUGUCAGCCGGGCCCUUUUGGACUCUCAGUUCAGCUACCAGCACGCCAUUGAGGAGUCCGUUGUGCUUAUUUAUGAUCCCAUUAAGACAUCUCAGGGUUCUUUGUGUCUCAAGGCCUACAGACUGACCCCCAAACUUAUGGAGAUCUGUAAAGAGAAGGACUUCUCUGCAGAUGCGCUGAAAAAAGCUAACGCAGGGUAUGAGAACAUGUUCGAGGAGGUGCCAAUCAUCAUCAAAAACUCUCAUCUCAUCAACGUUCUUCUGUGGGAGCUUGAAGAAAAGUCCACUGUUGCAGAUAAACACGAGCUCCUCAACCUUUCCAGCAGUAGUCACAUGGAGAAGAGCUUGCAGAUGUUGAUGGACCGUGUGGAUGACAUGAGUCAGGACAUUGUCAAGUACAACAACUACUGCCGCAGUCUCAGCAAGCAACAGCAACAGAAACAUCAGUACAUUCAGAGACGUCAACAGGAGAAUGCCCAGAGACAGAGCCAUGGAGAACAGCCCCUUCCUGAAGAAGACCUCAGCAAAAUGUUCAAGCCUCCUCAACCACCUCCACGUAUGGACACCCUGCUCAUUGCCAGUCAAAUCAACAUGUACUGCCAAACUAUUAAGGAGUUCACAUCUCAGAACCUGGGCAAGCUUUUCAUGGCCGAAGCUCUCCAAGGACAAAGCAGUUACACUUCAGCCAAUUAAAUUGUUUCAGUGAGACAAGUCCUAUGAUUGGUCAAAGUCAUCUAUUCCCUUUAGCUACAAAAUAACAUUUAUUGGCUCUUUUUAAUAUUUAAACUGUUCCAUUGUUUCCCCUUGUGUUUUUAUUUUUCAUUUUACUAGACUUUUAACACAUUUAAGUUUAAUUGAUGUAUUACUUACCAUAAAGCAGGUCAACAUUUUAUUUAGGCAUUUAUAAGAACAUGUGAGCCACUUUUCCACCAGCUAACCAUGCUGAGAAUUCCAGGCUGGGAACAGUUUGGAAUCGAACAAUAUUGAACCGUGCUCAAGUGGAAAUGCUAAUGGAACCAUUGCUCGCCAUGCUCGGAACUGUUUGGCCCAAUGGUGGAGAAGCGCCUAUGGAAUGUGAUUCAGAAAAUAUAAAAUAUGUUAAUUUGUUCAAAAUAUAUUCGAAAUGUUCAUUUUUGAGAGGAAACAAAUGUACCCAUCAAUAUUGUGCUAAAAGGGAUGUUGAAAAUGUGGUAAUACAUUUGAUUUUGCCCACUAUGUAGUGUUUGUUCCUGUGUUUUUUUUCCGAAUAGUCAUUCGAUAGUGUCAUUUGCUGUCCCAAUCCAGCAAAAAUGAGUAUGACUGGACAGUCAUACUAAUGACUGAGCCGAUAUUAUGAAGCUGCACACACUUCUGUUUUUUUAGCCCAAUAGAUUUUUUCCACCUGCCUUCUUGGCAGUCUUUCUCUCUCUCGUUCUCUUUUUCUUAAUCCAUUGAUCUUACACUUUAUGUUUCUGCACCAACUUUUAUUUCUGUUUCUACAGGAGCAGGUUCACUUUUGACUUUAUCACCAAUGCCUGUAAUGAAAGGCAUAAAUCCUUUUGCCAAUCAGUGACUAAUUCUCUUUUCCUUAAAAUUGUGUGAUUUCCAACCUAACUCUAAUUUUGUGAAAUGGAAAAGCGAGCAAUUUCCGGCAUCAAAAUACACAAUUUGCACGGGCCACCGCAUUCUUUCAGACAAAAAUGGAUCAGUACGGUCAUAAUUAGAGUACAUUGCUGUAAAACAGCCCCCGUUCCUGUCAAUUUACACCAGGAGUCUGUCGUGUGCUGGACAUUCAUUUCAACCCACUGUUCCCUGUUGUAGAGUAAAACUGGGGUUCACAUGGCAUUUACCUCCCACCACCUCUCUGCGGUCCCACCCACAAGCUACUCACUCCAGUCAUUAGUCUUCACAGCAUGUAUUUUUAAUUUAUUUCCACUUCACUACAGGUGAUUGAAGCAGAUAAACCGUGACAAUAAAACUCUUGAACUCCAGACGCCCUGAUUGAUGAUUGCGAAGAGUUUCAGUAGUAAUUGCCGCAAUGAGCUUUUGACAUUGCACAACGUGCCCGGCCUUUCAAAGAGGAUUGCGUUAGUGUGCACAAUUAAAUUCUAGCUGCACCAAAAAAUGUAACGGCCAAAAGUUCUUAGACUCCACAGUUUUUAUGUCUUUUCCAUCAAUGGAGACACCCUUUGUCACCUUUUGCAGGUGAAUUACAGUAAUCCCAGUACAGACCCUUGUAAUUAAAUAUAAUAUCCUGUCACGAUGGAAAUUAUUGCAUUUUACGGUACCAAGAAGCAUUUUAUUUAUCGAGGAAAAAGAGACGUUUAGUUAAUAACUUAAAUAUUAGCAAUGUUCAUGUUAACGUGCUGAAAUGAGUCUGAGGUCUAGUUACUGAUUUCUGAUUCAAAUUUCAGGCAGGAACCGGAAGAACUUUAUAUAUUUUCUUUCAAGUCAGUUCCUCUGGGACAUUAAAGGAAUCUCUAGGAAGCAUCUAUGUCAGUCUGUAGAAGACACCAAUUAACCAUUGCUUUGCAUUUGCACUGUAAAUUACCAUUUUAGAAUUCAUCCAAACUCUUCCCAUUAUGGUAGCACAUCAAAGUCUCCUAUUCUCAUGGGAUUUAUAAUCUACCAUCAAGUAAUAGCUACCUCCAUUUGGUCUACUAUGUGGUUUCAGUACAUUUAAAGGAUAGUUGUGUCUCCCUUUAGGUUAAUCUAGGGUUUAGCUCAACCAGUCUCCUCACAGGCGAUAAGUUGUGUUUGAAUCUACAAUAAUGGUGGGAUGAAUUUCUCCCCAAAGCCUCAUUAAUCAGGGUGUGUGAGCAGGCGGCUUUGAAGCCAUUGAUUUUAAAAGUACCAGUACCAAGGUUGGCUCAUUAGGUACUUCUUUGAACACUGCCAUUGUGUUUGUUUUAGACUGGUAGGCCGGAGGUGCUACAGCUUUUGUUGUAUUAUUGAUGAAGUCCUAGUUGUUUCCAUUUUAUUCAAGGAUGUUGCUCCACAAAGCAGCCAAGAUGGCCUGUUAGACUUUGAAGCUGUUCUAUGAGGCAGUGCUGUAAAAUGGCAUUGUUUCCCUGUACAGUGGUUUGAGAAGCACUGUUUUCUUUCCUGUGCUGACGUAUACCCUGUUAAAACAGCAGUUCUCUGCAAGACACGUCGACGGGCUAUUUAAUGGCCAAUAAGUUUUCCUAACGUCAUAAAACCUGGUACUUGGUACAUGACUAGUCGAAUGCAGGUGGUCUUAGAUUCGGUACGUACACUCAAAAAAUUAAGCCAUUACACUUUCUUAAUUGAAUUAUAGAAAGACUUGCACUUAAUUGAAUGUUCCUCCAUCAGAAUAAGUUAGUUUCAUUAAGCCAACAUAAUUUAGUUUGAUUAGGUCAAAUGAAUGUACUUGUCACGAUCCCCUGUUGUCUGCCCCCGUGUUGCACUACAAUUCCCAUGAUUCCCGGCCCUCAUCACUCUGUCAUUGUUCGCACCUGAUUGUCGUUUGUGAUUAUCAUGUGUCUGUGUACUUAAACCCCGCUGUUCCUCCAUUCCCUUGUCGUUCGUUGUUCCCACUGUUUUGAUGUUUUUGGGAGGUCCCGAUGUCUACUCUGUCUCCUGUUUCAGCUGUGUGCAUCCUGCCGUGUUUUUCCAGUCUGUGUUCCUUCUAUGUCUUCAUGUUGUAGUUCCCGUUUUCCCAUCGUGGUUGUUUACUUUGUACCUGUCUUGUUUAUUUUCAUUUUGUUCAAUAAACCCGCAAGUAGAGCCAAACUCCCCGUCUGCCUCCGCCUUCUUAUCGUAACAGUACUAUAGUAAUUUUAACUCUGCUUUAUUAGGUUUGUCAAACUCAAUUAUUUAAUAAAUUUUUGUCCGUCUUGCUCAGUGGUUCCCAAACCUGUUCUAGAGGCACCCCAACACAGCACAUUUUGUAUGUCUCAAUUUUCUGACACACCUAUUUCAGGUCUUGGAGCACUCUACUAAUGAGUUGGUUAGUUUUAUUCAGGUGUGUUCAUGCUAGCUAGAUGAACGAAAAACAACUGAUAAACAAUUGAAAGACAGCACAGAUGGACACAAAACUACAUUCAAUGUGUGAACAGCCCUUAACAUGUUUACAUAGAUGACCAAGGAACCUUGGGAGGAACAAAGAUUGACCAUUUUAAAUUUGUAUCUGUUAAAAGUUGUAAACAUUUUUGACUGUUAGAAGUAAUAUAGAUGGCUUCAAAGAUAAACUCCCAUUUAGAUUUUAUGGUGUUUUUAACCAUUCCUGAUGGUGGCAGAUUGAAAAUUUUGUCAUUUGAAAAGAUCAGUUUCCUUUCUGUUUGUCCUCUGUCCUUGAUUCCAAGAUGACUCAUAAAGAGUGUGUUUCAUAGGAGUACAUUGCAAAUAUUUUUAUUGUAGCUAUGUCUAGAUGUUCUUUCAAACCACAAUAGUCACUCUGCUUCCUUUUGACGACAUAUAGGCCCACACAUAACCCACAUAAAUUUAGGGCUGUUUAUGCUUAAACUAAAAGUUCAUCUGAGCCCUUGGACAGUUUCAAGAGUAGCUAUCAGGUUGCUCUUGUACAAUGGGAACCACAAUUUUCUUUUAAACAGGAAAUUCCUUCUUUUCCACUCUAAUAUAGGUACCUGCCUAAAAUGCUUUGCCAUUCUUGAUAUCUCCAACAUUUUCAUAAUUUUUCCCUUCUUAUAUUUGUUUAAAUUUCCCUUUUAUUUUGUUUGGCAAGAUGGACAGAAGACUUGAACUGAGUUUCUAGCUGCCUCCAGAGAAUGUUGCAGCAGCAGAUGGUUAAAAAAAUGAUCUUGAUGAAACGGCAGAAAUAGUUUUAAAUAUUAGCACCUGCUUUUUCAGACAAUCUGAAGUCUGACACAUUCGUGCCUUUGCAGCACUCUCUGUAUACAGUUCAUGUUUAAUUACCCACAAGAUGCAGCUUC